Molecule: messenger RNA, 703 nt
Organism: Caenorhabditis elegans
Lineage: Eukaryota; Metazoa; Nematoda; Chromadorea; Rhabditida; Rhabditidae
Gene: cyn-2
Product: Peptidyl-prolyl cis-trans isomerase 2
Exons: 3
Coding region: 65-583 (172 amino acids)
Biological process (GO): protein folding
Molecular function (GO): peptidyl-prolyl cis-trans isomerase activity
Source: RefSeq, marked reviewed
UCAUAAUGGAAAAUUUGAACGUCGGUAGUUUUAAAUUUAUUACUGCGAAAAGAAUCGAUCAGCGAUGCCACGUGUCAAAGUGUUCUUCGAUAUCACGAUUGGCGGAAAGAAGGGAGGACGCAUCGUUAUGGAGCUCUACAACGACAUCGUGCCGAAGACAGCGGAAAACUUCCGCGCUCUGUGCACCGGCGAGAAAGGAAAAGGGAAAUCGGGCAAGAAGUUGCACUUUAAAGGAUCCAAAUUUCAUCGCAUCAUCCCCGAGUUUAUGAUCCAGGGCGGCGAUUUUACGGAGGGAAACGGCACCGGCGGAGAAUCGAUUCAUGGCGAGAAGUUUGACGACGAGAACUUCAAGGAGAAGCAUACCGGACCCGGAGUCUUGUCGAUGGCAAACUGUGGGGCGAACACAAACGGCUCGCAAUUCUUCCUGUGCACAGUCAAAACCACGUGGCUAGACGGAAAACACGUGGUUUUCGGCAAAGUGAUCGAAGGAAUGGAUGUGGUGAAGGCGAUCGAGUCGAAAGGAUCCGAAGAUGGGGCACCGUCGGCUCCGUGCGUCAUUGCUGACUGCGGAGAAAUGAAGUGAUGCUUCUCGAAGAACAACACUGGAGAAUUCGUCUUUUUAUUGGAUAAAUAUGAUUUUUAUUCAUUUUUUUAACAAAGCAUAGUUUUUGAUACGUGAAUUCGAAAGACAAUGAUUCGUGAA